Messenger RNA from Carassius auratus (goldfish), 2435 nucleotides. It is a transcript of the gene fam174b, whose product is annotated as family with sequence similarity 174 member B. The coding region runs from base 452 to 853 and encodes 133 amino acids. The record is from RefSeq and is a predicted model, not a curated record. Lineage: Eukaryota; Metazoa; Chordata; Actinopteri; Cypriniformes; Cyprinidae. The transcript is spliced from 3 exons.
CGAGGAACAGUGCAAUAAUUCAACACGACAACUAUCAACAUGCGCCCUUCUUCCAUGACACCACGUCUGUGCCACACGCUGAUGCGCAUUGGUUCCUCGUCGGCUUGGACCCUCCCGGAGCUCUUCCGGGUGUGGAUAACCCACAUUUCCUCCUGCCGCCUCGCAUUCCCAAGAAAACAUCCUGGAUAACGGGCCGAGCUGCGAGUGAGUGCAGGCCAUCGAUUGAAACCGAGCACCCGAGGUGGAAGACAGAUAGUUCGCGAGAUACAGGACACGUUUGGCGACCGACUGGAGGAACCGUGGAAUAUUGGAGAUGUCACAGCAUCAUUUCCCAGCACCAUUCGCCAGCCAGCUGUUGUUCACGUUUUGAGUUACAGAACGCCGACCUUCUCUGUACGGACUCUGUACAAUAUACAAGACAUUAAGCAAGCAGUUUAAACAGGGAAACAAUAUGUGGCUAUAUACUUUGGCUAUUGCUCUGGUUGUGAUUGCGCAUGAGGUGAACGGAGAGCCACAUACGCGUCCAUCCUCAGCGACGCCGCUCAACUCAACAUUACCCCCUCAAGAAGAAAAUUCAUCACAUAAUGAAACCGAGUCAGCGGUGGGAUCGCGUAUUUCCACUAUUUUAAGGGAUCUUCCUACCAUCAAAAGCAUUUCGAUUUCCAUCUGCGUAUUAACAGUCUUGCUAAUCACGUGCCUUGUCAUAAAAAUAUGCAGAUCGGCAAAGAAGAUCAGAAAAACACGAAAGUAUGACAUCAUCACAACUCCUGCCGAGCGUGUGGAGAUGGCUCCUUUAAAUGAAGAAAAUGACGAAGAAGACGACUCGACCCUAUUCGAUAUCAAGUACAGGUGAAUUCCAUUCUGCACUCCGAGUCAUUACCCCCCUGGAUACCUCUGUGUGAACACAUCUAUACAGGAACUGUGCUCGGCUUGAAUCUUCAGUAGAAGCAAUGUUUUGUUUAUGUAUUAAUAUGUUUUGACAUUCCAAACCAGCAUGAAACCUGAUGUUUUAUGGGAGCUUUUCUGUAGAAAGCACAUAAAGUUAAUCAAAGAGUAGGAGUUCUUUUGCUCCAAAAAAGGGAGACGCUAAAGUUAAUCCUCCAAAAAUUAAUUAUUGCUUUAAUUAUUGCACGACAUUUCAUUUUUUUUUCUUUUGCUCCAAAAGCAUUCCAGGUAAUUCAAUAUAAUAUAUUCAACAUUUGGCCUUGAAUGUAUCAGGCAGCUUGAAGAUUUCUGUUAGAGUAUAUCACACUAAAGCUAUUUUGAGUCAUAUCUUUGAAAUGUAAUCAAUAUAAUUCCAGACAAUUAUUCAAAUUAUCGAUUCAAAAAGUCUACACAUAGCUUACUUUAAGUGAUUUAGCUGUGCUUGAAUCAGCUCAACGUUUCAAAUGAAAUGAAUAUAGAUAUAUUUGUGAUGGACAGAGAUUAUUAUUAUUUUUUCCCCUGAAUCUGACGAUGUUUAAUGGAUUUUUAUGUUCCAAUACUGAAACUGUCUUUAUUAUAUAUAUAUACUAUUGUCUGUAAAUACUGUAUGCAAAUUAUUCCUCUGAAAUAGUUUAUUUUUUAGACAGAAAAAGGCAUAUUUUGAUUUAAUAAGAGUAAUAUGUUUCAAACCUCCCUAUAUUUUGAGAACUAUUAAUCUACUAACCACUAAUUGUGCAUAUUUACUGUAUAAGGGUUGAAUGUAUGCGUGAGAGAGGAUGUGUGUGGAGUCUGGAGAAUAUUGUUGCCGUAUUGCUGCUCUCUGACGUUGGGGGUUGUUUUUUAUUGCAUCGCAUAUGCACACCUCCUUUUUUAGUUUAAUGGGUUUUACAGUGGAAAACUGCAGUGCCACACAUCAUGAAGGGUUUAAAUGCAUAUAUAGCUGUCAUAUCAGAAAUAUUCAAUUAUAUUUCCCAGGUUUAGAGCAGCAUUGAAAGAAUAUCUUCUAGCUACAGUGAUAUAUUGUAAUAUGUGACUUUUCCUUCAAACUUCUCGGUGCUCCUGCUAGAUGUUAAUGUGAAGGACUUAUGUUCAACAUCUGAGGGCCAAUAAGAAUGUUUAUGGAAUUCUAAAUUGUUUAUGAUGUAAUUAUUGUCUGACUAGAAACUGAAGUAUGUGAUUCUCUCUCCUUCUGUUCUACUCGAAAUGUUUCCAACUUCCUAAUGUUUUUCAUACAAAUCUGAAUGGAGAGGAAUGGGAAGUUACAAGUAUUUAAUGCGAGCGAUUGCUGACGGCUGUAAAACUGCACUGUUAACAUGAAGUGUUUUUUCUGCACUGUCUUGUCUGGGGUGUUUUUUUCUUCUUCUUCCUUUGGCAUUUUGUGAUAAUUGAACAUGUCUUAAAAUACAUGCUUUAACUUUUUUCUGCUUUUGUCUCGACAUGCUUGCUAGUCUAAACACUGGACACAAAAAAAAAAAAAAAAAAUGUGCUAAUUGUAGGUUAUUGUUUCUGAA